Messenger RNA from Penicillium odoratum, 318 nucleotides. RefSeq lists its product as uncharacterized. The transcript has a single exon. The record is from RefSeq and is a predicted model, not a curated record. Bases 1 to 318 code for a protein of 105 amino acids. Lineage: Eukaryota; Fungi; Ascomycota; Eurotiomycetes; Eurotiales; Aspergillaceae.
AUGACCGCCAGGCCAAUUUCUGGUAUCAGUGUGGAUUUGAUAACCGAUGCUGAGACCGAAUAUGGCACCUUUGCCGGUAAAUGGGCUAUUAUGGAAUCGAGUCUUUCCAUGAGGGCACCAGCAGUAUCAAUGACUGGCACCUCUUGUUCCUGGUACCUGAGGCAUCUCACUGCAACACCAAAAACCUCCAGCCCAGCGCUCCCUAUCCACAGACUAGUUAGUCUUGGGUCGCUGAUUGACUGGGUGAAGAAGAGCGAGAAGCCCAUCACUCUCAACUCCACUAUCCUAACUGGAGAGUGCAGAGGUGAGCAACAGUAG